Molecule: messenger RNA, 4982 nt
Organism: Ornithodoros turicata
Lineage: Eukaryota; Metazoa; Arthropoda; Arachnida; Ixodida; Argasidae
Exons: 3
Coding region: 256-1389 (377 amino acids)
Source: RefSeq, a predicted model, not a curated record
GCAUGAGCGCUUGUGGCAGUGGGUGUUCGGCGAAGGUUUACGGCGUUAUGCCGGCUUGUUUGUGUUUGAUGUUGCACGGGAGUAGAUGUCACAGAUCAAGAUAAUGAUGUAACGGGUGGUUUCCGACGAGACGGACGUUCGACGUCGCUAAGAAAUCGCCCAAGUUCCCCUGGGCCCGGUGAAAAUGCGGAGUGAUGCCUUUACCUAGUGACUGACGCAGUAUCUCUGCUUGGAAGCGGUUGGACUCUAGGACGCAUGAUGAAGUUAAUCCGCUGGGUCGAGGUUCACAUAGGCCGCUCUCGGAAGAAGGCAAAGAAGACGCCAACAAAGACCCAAAAUCCUCCCGCCAGCACCACGGUCAUUGCCAGCCCGGAUCUUAAUACUACGACGCGCGAUGAAGCGAAACAAACCCCGCACCACGACUACGACGAGCUCGUUUUCGAAGCGACUCGAAGCCCCCGAACGCCCGAGAGCUCAUCUCGCAAAGCACCUCCCCACAUCCGGACAAGCUUCCUUGACCAGGUGUCGCCGGCCGACGUGAGCUCCCCUCGACAGCGAAGUCGCAUCAAAACCAACCCAUGGCUCCCGUCGCCGCGCAGCCCCUGUGGAAGCACCUCCGCGGACAGCGGCUGGACCGGCUCGCGAUCGUCCACGGGCUCCGAGGGCUCCGAACCGGGAGACGCUGCCUCGGACGCCUCCUCUUACCACAACUGGACCUCUAUGUCCUCGCUUCGAAACUCGCGCGAAACCAUCCCGAGUCCAUGGGCGUCUCUUAAGCCUCGCACGUCGACGUUAGAGCCCUACCGGAGGCCUUUGCCUUCGAUAUCCUCUAGCGCCAGCGACGGGUUCUUGCGCCGGAGACACCCAGAAUCGGCAAGAGUUUAUCGACGAGACUUCGAUACUUAUCGCAAAGGCAUCACGCACAUCAGCGAUGACAGUUGCAGCAGUGACGACGAGGCAUACUCGGAAGAUUUCGUGCAGUCUGAAGACAGUGAUGUCGCGUCGGUUCUUAAAGGGCAGAAGGUCCUUGUGAGUCCGCAGACAGACUCUGCUUGCGAUUCGGCUGGAAGCUGCAUGACGACGCCCAUGUCGGAGACGAAUACAUGCUCUGCAAUGCACAAAGAAAGCCUCGGUGAUAAAGUACAACGAUUGAGAGCCGAAAGAGUUGUAGUGGAACAGAAGAUACGUGAAGCCAGGGUUGAAGAACAAAUACGAAGGGAAGAAAGAAUUAUGCUUCACCAGGAGAUGGUACAGUUCCGAAGGUUGCUCCUACUGAAGACGCUGCAGGGACUACGCGUUGACCUGGAUGAAAGAAGUCACGGUCGUGAGGUGUGCACGACGACGAUGCAGACCAGGGCAGAGUGGCGAUUGGAACGGAGGAAGCUGUAAAUGUUCUUGAACUGGCGCGGCUUCGGCCAGUCUCAAGGCUCUUCCGGAAGCCGUUCUGUGUGGGUCCGUCUUCUACGGUGUCGCUGGGGAACACUUACGUUUCUAUUCAAGUGCAAACAGGUUGUGGACGCUCAAGAACAUUACAGUUCGACAAUGAGGCAUGCACCUACAGCUGAGUUAUGUUAUUUGACGUCGUAUCGCAAACAUUAGUCAAGCAUACAUCUUAUUAACAGCUAUACAUCCACAUCCUCUUGUUUACACUCAUCUAGCACACGGCCACGCUACACCAAAAUACAUAAGGUUGUUAAGAAACAUCUAUCGCAUUUGCAAGUCUGCAGAAGAUCAAACGUUUUGUGAGGAGCAACCUCUGCGAACAUCUGAACGAUACUUACUUUGCGGUGUUUUGAUUUUGGUUUGUUGCAUGUGCUCAAUAUGAAGACGAAUCCAACAGCAAGAAAGGAUAUCCCAGCAUCAGUCCUUUGGUUGUGAACUGGUACUUUCGUAAUCGCCCCCUGAGGAAAGGCAAAAGCCAACGGCUUGCAACAGGAUGGGUAUUGCAUUGGUGCUGUCCUGACAUUCUCACGCUUUGUUUUGUCCAGCAGUGCAGCACAAACUUCUCCGUUUAUGUACAUGCAGAUCAAGUGGAGGGAAGUAAGGUUUAUUGACCGCAAUUAUGAAACACAAGUUAGUCACCAAAACAUUCCACUCUCCUGAGCGUUCCACGCACUCGUGAGUCGUGUCGCCAUAUGUGUCACACACCGAGUUUUGUCAUACUACUAUUCUUGGGAAGAAAUCUCUCCGUUGUGGGAACGAGGUCCGGAAGCGUAGAUGACAUUCCACUACGACAUUCCAGUUACAAUGAAACAAAGUAUAGCAGCAUUGCGAUGAAGCACAAUCUAAGUGUUAUAAUUCAUCAGAUGAAACGAGCACGCGACCAAAUAAAAUACCUCCAGCUCUUGUAAACCGAUCACAAAACGACAGGGGAGUCUUGACCGACCGCCAGGUUGUGCGUGUAGCCUCCGCGUGACGUGUGCCAAAUCGCUAUUCACACCUUUUCAAACAGUAUUAUGCUAUAGGCAUACGCCGAGAAAUUACAUGAUAGUUUUUCGACCGAUCCUGUCGGCACGAUCUCAAUAUAAAUUAUGUAUUUUUUUCAACAUUUCGAUCAGCAUCUGUCGAAUAUAUUAUUUCGUUAUAGUGUACACCAGGUUUAGUUCACUCGUGUAGCUAACUCCUGCUACUCAGAACAUAUAAAGUACACAUCUGGAGAGCGCGGAAAUUUCUUUUCAUAUUGAACAUUGAAGAACGUCUCGGUGCAUUCCAUCUAGUCAUUUCACGUGUUUCUCAUUCAGCUCUUAGGUGCUCCGCAUUGUGUUGUGCAAUCCUGUAAUUACGUCAUACACACGCGCGACGUUUUCUGUUUUGACGUCACUCGCAAUUCUUCAACUCCGAUGCUGUCGCAUCGAAGCGUCUGGUUGAAACUUACGCAUUAUACCAUGCCUGUAAAUUUCCUAUGUUUGUUGUUGUAAGUGUACUAGUGCUUCAUGCUUUCAUGUCCUCUGUUAUGUCCCCCAAUGAAGUAACUUUUCAACUAUGUCUACCUCCGCUAUGUGUGGAGGAUACUUUAGUUGCGCGGAAGCUGAGUUACUCUUGAAUAUCCCGUUCUGCAGUAACGCACUGAAGGUUCACACCCACUUUCCCCAUCUAAUAUUACCUGGUUGUCGCUCAGCCGAGUUUCGGUCUUAUAUUCGUAUUCACGCGGUAAUGCAUUAAUGAAACAAGGAGGCGACAGGGGCGCGACGAGCGUCUGACCUGAGGAGUGGGGUUGGACCUUAAGAAUUCUAUCCCUUCCGUCACAUUACUGUGUAACCUGGGCAAUAGUGCAAUUACAUAUAUAUUCGUGUGCUUUGUAACAGUAAGUAACACACAGUGCGGGUUAUGAUGCGUAUCUAAUGGUUAUACAGUUUGAUAUGACGAGCGCACUUUUUAAAAUCACACAUCACAUUCCAUUUUUCUUAACCAUAUGUACAAAUGGGAUAUGUCCUUCAUGUUGUUCCUGUAUUUUUUUUUUUGCCAUGUUCAUAAAAGCGAUAGGGAGGGGGAGCCCACCGUUUGCGCGGAAAGAACUGUACAAAUCUUGAAGGUAACCUCUGUUCCAUUUGCGUCACUUCUGCAAACUACCACAAAACCAGUUCGGCACCUUUUCGGUGGGACGAGCCCACAGUCUAGGGUGGGCGACCACAGGCAACCUGUCGUCGCUCACCCUUGACUCGGAAUGUUGGGUAACUUGGAAAACGAUAUUCUAUGAAAACAAAAGUUUUGUUCCAUCUGACGUCAAGAUUGAGGAGCAUCUGUUUGAAAGAAACCAUGCGUCAAAGGCCACGCAGUGUACACACUCACCAGGGGCGGACCUAGGAUUUUGUGCAAGAGGGAGGCCCAUCCAGUAUGGCAGAUACACGAUCUAGGUUAAUUAAACACUAAGGAGUGGGUCAGGACAACCCGACGUCCCUCCCCCCCCCCCCUCUAGGUCCGCCCCUGACCCUCACGCCGGACGUACCCUUGGCCGGCGAUUUCGACUAUAGGCAGACAUGUACAAGAUACUCAAAAAUGUAUUUAAGAUAAGAUAAUAAAUACUAGCGUUAGAAUGUAAUUAAGAUAGGGUAUAAAUACAUGAAAAUUAAAGUAAUUAAGAUAGAGUACAAAAUACUUCAAAAAGUAUUUGAAAUACAAUUAAGAUACUAUUUAUCCUUGAACGCAAAAAGUCACCGGUCACUGGUCAAUGCGGCAAGUCGCCGCUAUGCGACAUGAAUCACCGAAACCCCGCGCACUAUAUACGCUUGCCGCCGCAGUGUGAUAGGAGUCAUCUAAACACAAGUCCCAAAAAGACGACAAAGAGAUACCACAUCAUUCCACUAAGUAUAUCUGUCCCAGAACAAAGCGAACUUCUAGCAAGUCCCUGCUCGGCGAGGUCAGAAUUCGGUGUCAUCGCGUCAGGGCACACAUAAUAGAACCCUCACUGGCCAAGGAUUAGUACACGCGGGGCAAGAUCUCUAAAUGGGGACUUCCAAGAAGGGCCAAUGUCCGGGUCAAGUCCGAGGGACUCAGGAAAUUUCCACUGAACAAGCAAGAUAAUGGAAAGACGAGACACAGAAAGUUUGAGAGGGACAUCCAAAAUAUGUAAUUAGAGCAUUGAGUAGAAAAUACCAUAAAAUGUAUUUUCAAUAGAGUACAAAUACACAAAACAAAAAGUAUUGAGUAGAGUACCAAAAUACCGCAAAUUGUAUUUAAAAUACAGUAUUUUAAAUACAAUGCUCCAAAUACGCACAAGUCUGACUAAAGGACACUAGGCUGUUCCCCGAACUGAAAAAACAAGACACUGCAUUGCCCUGUCUCGUAAUUGAAGCACUCUGGUACCGAAAGACCCACUGCACCAAAACUCCGGAGGGGCAUGGACGUGAUCAUGGACUUGCAUGACGUGAGGGGCAUGGACGGGGCAUGACGCAUGGACGUUCGGAUGUGAUUUUCGGUUUUUAACUUUUAUUACAUUACUGCUUUGGCUAAGUUACGCUACCAAUAAAAAAGAUGAAAAAUUA